AUUAUAUACAUAACUAUCUUCAGUAUUUGUAUGUUUCUUAGUUCUUAGCUUGAUUGUUAAACCCGGUUGAUGAGAGAUAUCAAAAUUGAAUUUAUAGAAAGGGAAAUCUCUGAAUUGAAAACUCAACGGAUGAGGUGCUGGGCGGUGGGUUCGCCUGUUCUUCCUCCAAUUUCCCUUCCCCUUUCACCAAUCAUUCCAUCUCCAAAUGGCGCUUCAUCUUCCUCCAGUCGUGGAUUCCCGAAUGCGGAGGAUGAUGCCUCUUAUAUCAAAGAGCCUUCUUUCCCAUGCUUCAAAUGGCGGUUGCUCAUCGCUUAUGACGGUACUCGAUAUGCAGGCUGGCAAUAUCAGAGGUCACCACCCACUAUCCAGUGCCUCAUUGAAGAAGCCUUGAUUGGAGCAACAAAGCUUGAAAGGAAGGAUCUUCAUUUAGUUGGUGCAAGCAGAACAGAUAAAGGAGUACAUGCCUGGGGUCAGGUGGCUCACUUUGUUACGCCAUUUAACUACGAUAGCUUGGAAAGCGUUCAUGCUGCACUGAAUGGCCUUCUUCCUGUGGAUAUAAGAGUUCGAGAGAUGAGUCCUGCUGUACCCGAUUUUCAUGCUCGGUUUUCUACGUUAAGCAAGGUUUAUCACUACAAGAUAUAUAGUGGCACAAUCAUGGAUCCAUUUCAGCGUUGCUACACUUACCACUGUGUUUAUAAACUCAACUAUGCAGCCAUGAAAGAAGCUGCAAAUUAUUUCGUCGGAAAGCAUGAUUUUUCUGCUUUUACGAAUGCAGCUCAUAACGAUCGAGUGGUAAAUCCAGUGAAGGUCAUUUUCCGUUUUGAUGUGAUAGAAAUGGGAGCUCUUGUGCAGCUAGAAGUUGAGGGUUCUGGGUUCUUGUAUAGACAAGUUCGGAAUAUGGUUGGCUUGUUGGUUCAAAUUGGAAAGGAAGCACUUCCUCCUGAGGUUGUUCCUAAGAUUUUGGCAUCUCGAGAUCGCAGAGAGCUUGCUAAGUAUGCUUCGGGCGUUCCUCCCCAGGGACUGUGUCUUGUGAGUAUUAAUUAUAAAGAGGACCAUUUAAAGCUUCCAUCCGAUUGCCCUGGGACUAGUUUUGGUAGGACUCGUAGUGUGAGCAAAUGUAAAGUCCCUUUUUAUUGAAUCAAUCUUGCACUUAUGCCAUGAGAAUAAUCUGCGUUGCAGGGUGUCCCAACAACUUAGGAGGCCGAGAUAUUAUUAGAUAAGCAGUGUAGUUUAGUUAACAAAAUUUUUGAUCAGUUAGUCUUUGUUAAUUUAUGAUUUAGUAUAUUUAUGUUAGUUUGUUAUUUGUUUUUUCUUUUUCUUUUCUGUGGUAAGCCUAUAGCCACUCUUAGUACACUGUAUUGGAACUCUAGAGACUUUGAACAUUAUUAUUGCAAUACUUUGUAUUUUAGAAGGAUUUCUCUCAAUUUUGGAGAAUUAAAGGUUAUUCCAAGAACGGGUUUUACCUUAUUCUUGGAAUGGAAUUACUGUUA
This is a messenger RNA of Cucumis sativus (cucumber), 1490 nucleotides long. Its product is annotated as tRNA pseudouridine synthase A 1. The transcript has 7 exons. The record is from RefSeq and is a predicted model, not a curated record. NCBI's taxonomy places the organism in Eukaryota, Viridiplantae, Streptophyta, Magnoliopsida, Cucurbitales, Cucurbitaceae. Gene Ontology annotation, molecular function: pseudouridine synthase activity; RNA binding. The coding region runs from base 70 to 1137 and encodes 355 amino acids. Gene Ontology annotation, biological process: tRNA pseudouridine synthesis.